Messenger RNA from Drosophila innubila, 1627 nucleotides. Its product is annotated as facilitated trehalose transporter Tret1-2 homolog. Gene Ontology annotation, biological process: transmembrane transport; carbohydrate transport. The coding region runs from base 93 to 1493 and encodes 466 amino acids. Gene Ontology annotation, cellular component: membrane. The transcript has 6 exons. NCBI's taxonomy places the organism in Eukaryota, Metazoa, Arthropoda, Insecta, Diptera, Drosophilidae. The record is from RefSeq and is a predicted model, not a curated record. Gene Ontology annotation, molecular function: sugar transmembrane transporter activity.
CUCGUGGAUGAAGAACCGUGCAUAUUAAUUAAGCGCUUCACGUUUAAUUAAAACAAUUAAAAUAGAAAAUAUAUUUUGUAUAAUUUAACAAAAUGGUUUACAGUGUCAACGAGAAGAAGUUGAGUGUAUUUAGUGCGCGUUAUCGAUGGCAGGUCAUAGCCACAAUGACAGUCCACAUCAUGACGCUUACACAUGGUGUUGGCGUCGGUUGGUUGGCGCCAUCUCUGCCACUUCUGGGCUCCGAGGAGACUCCACUGGGUACAUCCAUCAGCAUUGAUGAGGCCUCCUGGGUGGGUUCAUUGAUCGGACUGGGUGCGCUGACGGGCAAUAUAAUCUUUGGCCUAUUGCUGGAUCGACUCGGCCGCAAAAUGUGCAUGUACCUGUUGGCCAUUCCCAAUAUGAUCUAUUGGAUUCUUAUCUAUUCGGCUCAAGAUGUGACGUAUCUAUAUGCUGGACGAUUUCUAGCCGGCGUGUCGGGUGGCGGCUGUUAUGUGGUUUUACCCAUAUUUGUAGCUGAAAUAUCCGAUAAUAAUAUACGCGGCGCAUUAUCGUCCAUGGCCAUGAUGUAUGUUAGCUUUGGCAUGAUUAUCGGCUUUACCAUGAGCUCCUAUCUCAGUUACUAUCUUAUGCCUUGCAUUGCCAUUGCCCUGCCAGUUAUAUAUCUGUUGGCCAUCAUCGGCUUAUCAGAGACGCCACAAUACUUGCUGCGACAAGGCCGUGAUGCCCAGGCCGAGAAGUCAUAUUACUUCUAUAAGAAUCUGCCAGUAUUGGACUCAGAUAAUGAGUCAGCUCAACGUGAGACGGCUAAAAUUGAGUUCGAGACGUUUCGACAACAAGUGCUCAGCGGCGGAGUCAGGCAACGUGUCAACUGGACAGAUUUCUUUAAUUGGCCCACAUUGAAGAUCUUUGGGCUCAAUUUUACGCUGCUCGUGUGCAAUCAGCUGUCGGGCAGCUUUGCUCUUUUCAACUACACUUCGCACAUAUUCAAACAGCUAGAGACGCAAAUAGAGGCGAAUACCUGCACCAUUGUGGUAGGUGCAGCUCAAGUCCUGGGUAUUUUGUGUGCCGUUGCACUUGUGGACCGCCUGGGACGCCGUGUCAUGUUGCUCACCUCCAUGGCGGGCAUGGGCAUUGGCGAGUUGUGUAUUGCUCUGCUCGCAAAUCUGGCUUCAAAGGAGUUUCUGGCUGAGGUCAAUUGGCUGUCGUUAUUGUUGAUGUGCUGGGUGGCAUUUAUAGCGUCCAUAGGUGUCAUACCGCUGAUCUUUGUUAUUGUCAUCGAACAACUGCCGGCCAAGAUUCGCUCCAUUGGCACCUCUCUAUGCAUGGCUACACUGAGCUGCUUCAUUUUCGUCUCCCUCAAGAUUUAUCCACUUAUGAUCUUUGGCCCUGGUCUGGCAGCCACCAUGUAUAUGUCGGCCGGUGUGUGCGCCAUUGGAUUUACCAUAUUGGGACUAUUCCUGCCGGAGACCAAAGGCAAACUGCUGACAAACUAAUUAUUGUUGUUUGUGCUGUUGUCGCGUCUCUCUUUGUGUAUGGGACGCGUGUGAAAACUUAAGAUGACUUGAGCUUGGCAUUAGGUCCACUGGAACACGCCAAAACGUCGCUUUUGUAUCAGCGACUCAUUGCA